AGAUCUAUAUUGUUUAUACACGACUUGCAUCCGAGGCUGCAGACGCCUAACCCUCACUACGGUCUUACCCACACGCUAUUGCUCACCAAGCCGCCUCGCGCUUCCGUAGGUACGCCGGUUGUGGCCCAAUCGCAGCCGAGACUGCUGAGCCUACCUUACGUCACACGCCAAACCUCGCCAUCCGGUAUCCUGGCGAGCGCCCCAUAGAAAGAUGUCUGUUCUUGCAUUCAAGGCGCUCGGUUACGGCGCCGAACAGAUACCAGACAAAUUUUUUGAGAAAAUCCCGGGCGGUUUCUUCAGGUCAGGAGAAGAGAAAAAGAACGGCAAGAAGAGUCGAUCACCGCCCAAAGAGAAGUCCAGGCGCAACAGUGAGCGAUCGCGACGAGAGCGCAGCCCUCUAAACGACCAUUCAGACUACAGCGGCCACGAUACAGAUUACGAAGAAGAGCAAAGGAGGAAAGAGCGCAGACGCCGAAAGAGCACGGGAAGAAGCACUAGUAGGAGCUUAAGUCGCGGAAGAGACCAACAGCGCAGUAGAGACGUGGAAGGAGAAUACAGCGGCAAAGACAUGGCACACGCAGAGCAAGGUCAGGGUCAAGAACCGUAUUUCCCGCCUCCGCCAACGUCCGAGUAUGCGCCAUACAACACCCAGGAACAUGCCUCCAGGCCGGGCCAGGGUGACUACCGACCAACAUCGGCCCAGCCUCAGUACAGCUACCCAACACAGGUAAAUAGUCCCUUUUGUUUCCGAAGUGCGACAGUUCCGAUGAUGGCCUCUCAUCCAACACCGGUGAACUCUUGUCCACCGCUGUUGCUGAACCGGCCGCCUUCGAACGCCCCAUCUCCUUUUGCUGGUCUGCAGCCUCACCUAUUCGAUCACCUCCAUCGUGGCACUCCAAUCUCAGCUUCUUUCUCGCCAUCCUAUGAGCCGCCUCUUGCGGCAGUAUUACGCCUCCCUCCUACUAACUCUCCCCAGCCAGCAUACGGCCAAUCGUUUCCAACACAGCCGCCCGUCAACAGAUCUGACGGCACCUCGCCGCCUGCAGUAGCUUACGGUGACGAAACUGCACAUCGUUGUGAGGAAAUCCAGCACGCAAAAGCCGGUCAAGCGCCGCGAUCAGCCUCCGCAGCGCGCUACACUCCUGGCCCUGGAUAUGCUCCUUCGCCUGCAGUGAUGCCUGCGGCUCCGAUUCCUCCUUCACCUGUUGGUGUUAACUCUCCGCCAGUUGGUGCAAAUGCGCCGUAUGCUCCUUACAACCCUGCAAUCUAUGCCGCUCACAACCCCGCCUACCCUCCUGGAAACGGAUACGCCUCACCACCACCAUUCUACCGCCAGCAAUCACGCUCUCAGCCUUCAUUCGACCAAAACCAGUAUCACUCUUCCUACAACCCCCGCAGCUCCGACCAGCAAGUCGCUCCGUACGACGACCGCCACUCCCCUAGCCGUCGUAGUAGUACCAAGCACAAUCGCCGAGAACAUCGGCAAAGAGCUAGGUUCGAUGACAUGGAUCUGCGGACAAAAAAUCUAGGGGCUACAGUGGCUGGUGCCGCGGCUGGUGCGUUGGGUGGGCAGGCGAUCGCUACUAGGAAUGUCGACCGGGCCAAAGACGAGCAUGGGCGACUCCCGUCGCGUUCGCGCUCACGUUCUCGACACCGAAAGCACGAAGAUCGCGCCCACAGCCGGGACCGGAAGAGCGGUGGAGGCCUUCGAGCUAGAAGCCGAAGUAUCAUUGACCGCUUCCGCUCAAAGUCUCGAGGACGAGAUGAUCGUGACGACCGCAGCGACCGCAGCAGACGCGAUGACCGUGAUGACCGCGACAGGCAUUACGACAGCGGCAGUCACUACGAUAGUGAUGAUCGCCGCAGACGUCGUGACAGGAGCAGAGAUAGUCGACGCCCCGAUCGUGGAUACAAGGUCCAUGAAGAGUAUGACUACUUCACUGAGUCCGAUUCUGAUGGUGACGAAUCACCUGUCGUUCAGCGUAGGAAGAAGACUGUCAAGAGAAGGGACUACUAAGCGUCUGCUACAAGACGCAGUUAAACGAAGAGAUGAUUGUAUGACUACCUUGAGUUUUUUUUUCUACUUUACGUCCAGCAU
This is a messenger RNA of Macroventuria anomochaeta, 2098 nucleotides long. RefSeq lists its product as uncharacterized. The transcript is spliced from 4 exons. Lineage: Eukaryota; Fungi; Ascomycota; Dothideomycetes; Pleosporales; Didymellaceae. The coding region runs from base 212 to 2017 and encodes 601 amino acids. The record is from RefSeq and is a predicted model, not a curated record.